Jaculus jaculus (lesser Egyptian jerboa) is the source of this 939-nucleotide messenger RNA. RefSeq names its product olfactory receptor 5AS1. Gene Ontology annotation, cellular component: membrane. The transcript has a single exon. Gene Ontology annotation, molecular function: odorant binding; olfactory receptor activity; G protein-coupled receptor activity. Lineage: Eukaryota; Metazoa; Chordata; Mammalia; Rodentia; Dipodidae. Gene Ontology annotation, biological process: sensory perception of smell; G protein-coupled receptor signaling pathway. Bases 1 to 939 code for a protein of 312 amino acids. The record is from RefSeq and is a predicted model, not a curated record.
AUGCUGUGGAAAAACGCUACCACCCCACUGGAGUUCAUAUUUGUUGGAUUCACAGAGCACCUGCCAUUCAGAGUUACACUCUUCUUGGUAUUUCUCAUCAUAUAUGUCUUAACUGUGGUGGGAAACGUGGGUUUAAUAGUCCUAGUCAGCACUGACUCCAGCCUCCAAACGCCCAUGUAUUACUUUCUCAGCAAUUUGUCGUUCUUAGACAUCAGCUAUUCCACAGCGAUUGCUCCCAAAAUGCUGGCGAACUUCUUGGCUUCUAGGAAGAGCAUCGCUUUCUGCGCCUGUGCCAUACAGAUGUUUUUCUUCGCUUGCUUUGCGGAUGCUGAAUGUCUUAUCCUGGCUGCCAUGGCCUAUGACCGCUAUGCAGCCAUCUGUAAGCCGCUGCACUAUGCUACGCUGGUGUCUCGGAAGGUCUCCCUCAGCCUGGUUGCUUUGGCCUAUUGUAGUGGGAGCAUGACUUCACUGGUGCACGUGUCCCUCGCAUUUAGGCUGCCCUUUUGUGGCUCGAAUAUUGUCAACCACUUUUUCUGUGACAUCCCACCGCUCCUGGCUUUGUCAUGUGCGGAUACCCACAUCAAUGAGCUCCUGCUCUUUUCCUUAUGCGGCACCAUCCAGCUGGGCACCUUUGCGGUCAUACUGGUCUCCUACCUCUGCAUCCUCACCACUGUUCUGAGUAUCAGGUCCUCGAGUGGCAGAGCCAAAACCUUCUCCACCUGCGCGGCGCAUCUCACAGCAGUCACCUUAUUCUAUGGCGCACUCCUGUUCACGUACUUGCGUCCUACUGCCAGCUACUCCCCGGACGCCGACAAGGUCGUGUCUUUGUUUUACACUGUUGUCUUUCCUAUGCUGAACCCGAUAAUUUACAGCCUCAGAAACAAGGAUGUGAAAAAUUCCCUCCAAAAAUUAAUUGAAAGAAAAUGGAUUUUCAAAUGA